Esox lucius (northern pike) is the source of this 1141-nucleotide messenger RNA. Its product is annotated as ADP-ribosylation factor-like protein 8A. The record is from RefSeq and is a predicted model, not a curated record. Gene Ontology annotation, molecular function: GTPase activity; GTP binding. The transcript has 7 exons. Bases 316 to 882 code for a protein of 188 amino acids. Gene Ontology annotation, biological process: protein transport; anterograde axonal transport. Gene Ontology annotation, cellular component: lysosomal membrane. NCBI's taxonomy places the organism in Eukaryota, Metazoa, Chordata, Actinopteri, Esociformes, Esocidae.
CCCCACCCAAUGAGGAAGGACAACCCUUAUGAGGAAAAGAGACAGGGAGGAAAGAGGCGUAGUAAACAAGGCAGAUAACUGAAAAAUAACGAAUCUAAUAUAGCGAAGUGCGCACAAAGCAGUUCUUUAGCAAAAAUUCAUUAUAUGCACGAUAUUUUCCGUUAGAUAUUCGUUCAGUACUGUGUUGUCACUGCAAGUUAGCUAGCCUAGCUAGACACUGUAGCGCUAGCUAUACGACUUGUAACGUUAGCUAACGUUAGCUAACUGGCUAGCAAGCUUCAGAUCCCAGUAAACAGUGCCAUCAAAACGCUCAAGAUGAUCGCGUUGAUCAAUAAGCUCCUUGACUGGUUCAAAGCACUGUUUUGGAAGGAGGAGAUGGAGUUGACAUUGGUGGGACUCCAGUAUUCGGGCAAGACAACGUUCGUAAACGUGAUUGCGUCAGGCCAGUUCAGCGAAGACAUGAUUCCCACAGUGGGCUUCAACAUGAGGAAAAUCACCAAGGGAAAUGUCACCAUAAAGUUGUGGGAUAUCGGCGGUCAGCCUCGAUUCAGGAGUAUGUGGGAGCGAUACUGCAGAGGAGUCAGUGCCAUUGUGUACAUGGUUGAUGCAGCAGACCCAGAAAAGAUUGAGGCCUCAAAGAAUGAACUCCACAACUUGCUGGACAAGCCACAGCUCCAGGGUAUUCCUGUUCUUGUUUUGGGGAACAAGAGGGAUCUUCCUGGGGCGCUGGAUGAGAAAGAGCUGAUUGAGAGGAUGAACCUGUCGGCCAUCCAGGACAGAGAGAUCUGCUGUUAUUCCAUCUCCUGCAAGGAAAAGGACAACAUUGAUAUCACACUACAGUGGCUGAUCCAGCACUCCAGAACCAAGCGGAGCACUUCAUGAGAACCAUAUCUCACCGACUCAGCCCUGAGACCGCCCUACUGGCCUGCUCCCGCCCUCUGUCCUCCUCGGCUUGUCCAAUACCCCCCUUUUUUUCUUUGGAUUGCCCUCUCUCGCCAAUAAUCCCUCGCCUGAUUCCAGUCUCCUGAAGAGAGCCUGGAAACCUUUUACUUGCACUGUUCAUUUUCUUUUUGUAAUAUAAUACUUCUUGUGACAUAUGACCUCUGAUGGAUAAAGUGGUACUUAGUUGCCCUGAAACGAA